Manis javanica (Malayan pangolin) is the source of this 1426-nucleotide messenger RNA. Lineage: Eukaryota; Metazoa; Chordata; Mammalia; Pholidota; Manidae. The record is from RefSeq and is a predicted model, not a curated record.
UUUAUUGUAAUACCAUAAUUGUAGGGAACUUUAAAACCCCAUUUACAUCAAUGGAUAGAUCAUGCAGACAGAAAAUCAAUAAGGCAACUGUAGCUUUGAACAACACUAUGGACACUUUAAAAAAUGGUACUGGGGCUGCCUUGGGCACCUGAAGGAGACUUGGGGACUCUGGGGCUGCACGGUCUGGGUGGUUGCGAGUCACUGCUGCCUCCGCUGCUGCCGCCAGAGCCCGUACUCCAUGAGGAAGAUGCUCGCUGUGGUCUCCCAUGUGUUGUCGGGCGUCACCCAGAAGCCGGCAAGCAGAGUGCUGGUGGCAUCCCGUAAUUUUGCAAAUGAUGCUACAUUUGAGAUCAAGAAAUGUGAUCUUCACCGGCUGGAAGAAGGCCCUCCUGUUACCACACUGCUCACCCGGGAGGAAGGGCUCAGAUACUACAGGAUGAUGCAGACAGUCCACAGAAUGGAGCUGAAGGCAGAUCAGCUGUAUAAGCAGAAAAUUAUUUGUGGUUUCUGUCACUUGUGUGAUGGUCAGGAAGCUUGUUGUGUGGGCCUGGAGGUUGGCAUAAAUCCUACAGACGAUCUCAUCACAGCCUAUCGGGCUCAUGGCUUCACCUUUACUCGAGGGCUUUCUGUCCAAGAAAUUCUCACAGAGCUUACAGGACAAAGAGGAGGCUGUGCUAAAGGAAAAGGAGGUUCAAUGUAUAUGUAUGCCAAGAACUUUUACGGGGGCAAUGGCAUCAUCGGAGCUCAGGUGCCCCUGGGAGCUGGGAUUGCUCUGGCCUGUAAGUAUAAUGGAAAAGAUGAGGUCUGUUUGACUUUAUAUGGCGAUGGCGCUGCUAAUCAGGGUCAGAUAUUUGAAGCUUACAAUAUGGCAGCUUUGUGGAAAUUACCUUGUAUUUUCAUCUGUGAGAAUAACUGCUAUGGGAUGGGGACAUCUGUUGAGAGAGCAGCAGCCAGCACCAAUUACUAUAAGAGAGGUGACUUUAUCCCUGGGCUGAGGGUAGAUGGAAUGGAUAUUCUAUGUGUCCGGGAGGCGACAAGAUUUGCAGCUGCCUAUUGUAGAUAUGGAAAGGGGCCCAUACUGAUGGAGCUACAGACUUACCGUUACCAUGGGCACAGCAUGAGUGAUCCUGGAGUCAGUUACCGUACCCUGGAAGAAAUUCAGGAAGUAAGAAGUAAGAGUGACCCCAUCAUGCUUCUGAAGGAUAGAAUGGUGAACAGCAAUCUUGCCAUUGUUGAAGAAUUAAAGGAAAUUGAUGUUGAAGUGAGGAAAGAGAUUGAGGAUGCCGCUCAGUUUGCCACAGCUGAUCCCGAACCACCUUUGGAAGAACUAGGCCAUCAUAUCUACUGCGGUGAUCCGCCUUUUGAAGUUUGGGGUACAAAUCAGUGGAUCAAGUUUAAGUCUGUCAGUUAAUGGGAACUCUGUGUU